Messenger RNA from Penicillium expansum, 291 nucleotides. Its product is annotated as Actin-binding FH2. The transcript is spliced from 3 exons. The coding region runs from base 1 to 291 and encodes 96 amino acids. The record is from RefSeq and is a predicted model, not a curated record. Lineage: Eukaryota; Fungi; Ascomycota; Eurotiomycetes; Eurotiales; Aspergillaceae.
AUGGCCGAAACCUCUGCCGAUGCGCCCCCCCCCCCUCCUCCUCCUCCUCCUCCUCCACUACCCCCCAAAAAUAAUAAGCAGAAGAAAAGAGAAUGGUGGCCUGCCAUUAAAAAGGAAAAGCGAGAGCGCAAGAACGCGCGUCGUGCCCGCAUUGAGGCCAUUUUCAAUGCUUUGUUGAACCACUACCAUGAAAUGGGUGGUUCUCAUCCCGACGCCAUUCAUGUUCUGAGUGAACUGGCCAAGUCACUUGAGGAGGAGCGACAUCCCCACAUGCAUGUGAAGAAGGGAUAG